Gavia stellata (red-throated loon) is the source of this 1260-nucleotide messenger RNA. It is a transcript of the gene NEU2, whose product is annotated as neuraminidase 2. The transcript has 3 exons. Bases 118 to 1260 code for a protein of 380 amino acids. The record is from RefSeq and is a predicted model, not a curated record. Gene Ontology annotation, biological process: oligosaccharide catabolic process; ganglioside catabolic process. Gene Ontology annotation, molecular function: exo-alpha-sialidase activity. Gene Ontology annotation, cellular component: lysosome; membrane; cytoplasm. Lineage: Eukaryota; Metazoa; Chordata; Aves; Gaviiformes; Gaviidae.
UCUGCCCAGUUCUGCCUGGAGGUGAGGUACUGGGUCUCAGUGCAGCAGCUUCACUGGUGCCUUGGAGAGGAAUUGCAGGUAAACAUCGGUCUCCCUGACCAGGACACUUUUCAAGGCAUGAUGGCUUCGUUUCCUGUCUUGAAGCAAGAGACGUUGUUCCAGAAUGGCACCUGGAGCUAUCGAAUUCCAGCCCUGCUCUACCUGCCACGUUUCAGCAUCAUCCUGGCGUUUGCUGAGGAACGAGAGGAUGUGGUGGAUGAACAUGCCAAGCUAAUAGCGAUGCGCAGAGGCGUAUAUGACCCAACCACGCACCAUGUUCAGUGGAAUAGCAUGGAGACCAUUGUCAGUGCGCAACUGAAAGACCACCGAUCUAUGAACCCCUGUCCUGUUUACGACGACAUCUCAGGGAAACUGAUCCUGUUCUUCAUAGCUGUCCCAGGAAAGAUCUCUGAGCAGCAUCAGCUCAGGACAAAGAUCAACCUGGUACGUCUCUGCUAUGUCACUAGCAUGGACCAAGGACGCACAUGGAGCACUGCCCAGGAUAUCACCAAUGGUACCAUUAGCACUGAGUACAAGAAGUGGGCCACUUUUGCAGUGGGGCCGGGUCAUGGAUUACAAUUGCUCAACAAGGCCCGGAGCCUUGUGAUUCCUGCCUAUGCCUAUCGUAUCUUGGACCCUAAGCAACACCCCACCCCUCAUGCCUUCUGCUUCAUCAGCUCUGACCAUGGGAAAACGUGGGAGAUGGGAAAUUUUGUGGGGGAGGAGAGCGCGGUGGAGUGCCAGGUAGCGGAGGUGCACACCUGUGGCAGGAAGGUCCUCUACUGCAAUGCAAGGAGCAGCAGGGGAGCCAGAAUCCAGGCUGUCAGCUACAACCACGGGGUGGACUUUGAGGGAGGCCAGCGGGUUGAAAUGCUAGUAGAACCUCCCUCUGGAUGUCAUGGAAGUGUUACUGCCUUCCCACCUCCCCCUGAUGCCAGAUGCCAAGAUAGUUGGUUGCUCUAUGCUCAUCCUACAGACCCAAAGGGUCGAAGAGAUUUAGGAAUUUACCUCAACAAAAUCCCUUUAAAUCCAGCACACUGGACAAAACCAAGCAUCCUCUUCAAGGGCCUGUGUGCUUAUUCGGAUCUGCAGUACAUGGGGGUUGGGCCAGAUGGCUCACCCUUGUUCUCCUGCCUCUUUGAAUAUGGGACCCACCAACAGUGUGAAGAGAUAAUCUUUGUAAUGUUCACUUUGAAGCAAGCCUUUCCAUCAGAGUGCUGA